This is a messenger RNA of Coregonus clupeaformis (lake whitefish), 1285 nucleotides long. RefSeq names its product genetic suppressor element 1-like. The annotation marks the transcript as partial. The transcript is spliced from 2 exons. NCBI's taxonomy places the organism in Eukaryota, Metazoa, Chordata, Actinopteri, Salmoniformes, Salmonidae. The record is from RefSeq and is a predicted model, not a curated record.
CUCUGCGUGCCGGUGACUCUGUGAUGGUGGCCCCGGUGAAAGAGUCAUGUGAGCAGAUGUCUCAUGAUGCUCGCUGGCCCCCCGCUGUCAGUUGGACUGCCCAAUCAGCUGUCACUCAGGCCAGCUUCCAAUUCUCUCCACCUCUCUUUUUCUCACUAGCUCUCUCAUUUACUCUCUCUUUAUCUCUCGCAUGAAAUUCAGCGCUGGCCAGCAUUUCACUCUCAUCCCUCCCUCCCUCUUUCGUUCUCUCUUUCCCCUCUUCCCCCCUCCCUUUCUGUCUUUCUCUUUUCCCUCCUUCCCUCUCUAUCUGGCUGUGUUGUAGCCUGGAGGGAGUUCAUUCUGCCCUCCUCCUCUCCUCCUCCUCUCCUCCUCCUCUCUGUGUCGGCUCUGAGUGAGAGGAAGAAAAAAGAGAGAGAGAGAGAGAGACUGAGAGCCGCAGGCAGCGGGCGGAGGAAGAAACCAAGCUCUACUCUGAUCAUCUGUCUUGGGAUGGAGGGAUAAAAGACAAUCCCAGGUAUCAUUCUAUCGUUCUUUUCCUCCGCAGGAUUACUCCUCUUUUACCGUCGUCUAUUUUAUCCUCCCUGAGCUCCGACACUUCUGGACUGCUUCUUUCUUCAGCUACUGGUCUGUGUGCCCCGAGUGUGUGUGUGUGUGUGUGUGUGUGGCGUUAGUGUGUGUGUGUCACCUCCCGCUGUGCGGAGAGGAAGAGGGAGUGUGUGACCCAGCCCAGGGGGUCAAGGGAGAGAGCGAGGGGGUCGUGAGCGGGGGCGUGCCCAGGGACUGCUCUCCGUCUGUGUGUGUGUGACAGUGUGUGUGUGACUCUGCGUGUGUGUGUCCUAGCCGGCUGGGCGGUCCCAGCAUCACGCUCCGUUAGCAAGGACCAGAGAGUCGGGAUGACAGGCUGAGUCCCAGCCCAGCCUCCCCACACACAGAGCCUCCUCGCUGGGUGGCACCGAGGGCACAGCCCCCCUCUACCACCACACUCCUCCAGGACAGAACUGCUGCCCUGAUCUCUGUACUACAUUCUCUUCUACCUACGUGACUCUAACCAUGUUUGGACUAAAAGCACCGCUCUACUACUUGCCAGGCAUGAGCCAUGAGCCAAAGUCACCUUCCUUAGGAAUGAUAUCCACUGCAACUCGCACCACGGCGACGGUCAGCCCCCUCACCCCGUCGCCCCUCAACGGAUCUAUCGUAGCCAAUGGGAGCCCGGCGGCCCAGUCCGCACACUCCGGAUUCGCCGCCGCCCUCCGUAAACUGGCCAAACAGGCCGAGGAUCCUCGAG